Molecule: messenger RNA, 300 nt
Organism: Symbiodinium pilosum
Lineage: Eukaryota; Dinophyceae; Suessiales; Symbiodiniaceae
Source: the annotation of a GenBank genome assembly
AUGCCGACACGGAAUCCCUCCCACCAGGAUCAUGCAAAAGGAUGGUCUGGCUGCAAAGUAACUGGCAAGGAUGUCCUGCCAGCUGGCUCUGAUGCACCUUUUGGCCGACACGAGGCCUUCAGAAUGAAAGUGCCGGAUUUGUCGUUGGCACUCCAUCAUGGGGUGGCACCGAUCCAUGGCUACAAGGGCUACAUUCCUGGCCGUGUCAGCGAGAACGUGAUUGGCGAGCGUCAGUGCAAGACCAUUGCACUAGCAGAUCAUCUUCAUCGAAAAUCUCGCCUGCGGAUCACGCAGCGCUGA